This is a messenger RNA of Alternaria atra, 1116 nucleotides long. RefSeq lists its product as uncharacterized. The record is from RefSeq and is a predicted model, not a curated record. The coding region runs from base 1 to 1116 and encodes 371 amino acids. Lineage: Eukaryota; Fungi; Ascomycota; Dothideomycetes; Pleosporales; Pleosporaceae. The transcript is spliced from 4 exons. Gene Ontology annotation, molecular function: oxidoreductase activity.
AUGGCGGGCUUCAACCUCAGGGCGCUAUAUGCGCUUUUCGCCUCACUUUCACUUCUCUACGUACUAUGUGCCGCCGACGCAGUAAAUGAUCUCCAGACCAAAGGCCGCGCAGCCAUCGACGCAGCCAUCGCCAAAUCAACAACAUGUACCAAGGACAAACUCCGCGUACGCCGAGAAUGGGGCGACAUCACCGCCUCGGAAAAACGCGCCUACAUCGCCGCCGUCCAAUGCAUAACCAAAGCGCCGUCUAAACUCUCACCCACUCAAUACCCCGGCGCCAAAACGCGCUUCGACGACUUCGUAGCCAUCCACAUGAAGAACACGCUGUCCAUCCACGGCACCGGAAACUUUUUGUCCUGGCACAGAUACUACACGUUUGCGUAUGAGAACGCGUUGAGAGUUGAAUGCGGAUACAAUGGUACACAGCCGUACUGGGACUGGGGACGUUGGGCAGCUAGUCCAGAGACGAGUCCGAUUUUCGACGGGAGUGAGACGAGUAUGAGCGGCCAAGGGGAGAAGGUUCAACACAGUAGUAAUGGGUUGAAGCCGGCUGGGAAUGGCGGUGGAUGUAUUGCUAGUGGGCCGUUCAAGGGCAUGAUGGUUAAUCUUGGUCCAAUGGCAGCCAUCGAUAGUCCGCAGGCUCCGCGGAACCCAAGAUCGGAUGGCUAUGGAUAUAAUCCUCGUUGCAUCAAGCGCGACAUCAGCAAUUACCUUACCCAGUUAUACGCAACAACAGAUAAGAUUGUUGCUUUGAUCAACAACAGCAAGACAAUAGGCACGUUCCAGGAUACCAUGCAAGCCUCAAAUGGCCCACAUGGCGCAGGACACUUUACUGUGGCUGGCGACCCGGGGAGUGACUUCUACACAUCACCUGGCGACCCAUACUUCUACCUUCACCACUCCAUGGUAGACCGUGCAUGGUCUAUUUGGCAGAGCCAGGACUUUGCAAACAGGCAACAGGUCAUCGCGGGUGGUACGUCGAUGAUGGGUGGUGGGAGGGCGCAGAGUUUGGAGGACAGUGUAGACUUGGAAGUGCUGAAUGUGGAUGGUAAGGUGUAUAAGAUCAAGGACUUGGUUAGUACGGUUGCGGGGCCGUUUUGCUAUGUUUACGAGUAG